Messenger RNA from Exophiala mesophila, 804 nucleotides. RefSeq lists its product as uncharacterized. Gene Ontology annotation, cellular component: extracellular region. Gene Ontology annotation, biological process: removal of superoxide radicals. The coding region runs from base 1 to 804 and encodes 267 amino acids. The transcript has 2 exons. Lineage: Eukaryota; Fungi; Ascomycota; Eurotiomycetes; Chaetothyriales; Herpotrichiellaceae. Gene Ontology annotation, molecular function: copper ion binding; superoxide dismutase activity. The record is from RefSeq and is a predicted model, not a curated record.
AUGUCCAUCGUCAGCGUUGUCCUCACCCUUUUCGUCCUUACUCUCACCGCCUUCGCUCAAGAAGAGGAUCACUCCCAGCAUAUUGCCCCCAUCGUCAACAAUAACCCUCAAUCUACCGCCUUCCAAGCACUUCUGCAGUACGGCAGACCUGUUCAAGGCCUUGUCAUUGCUGUCUCCAGUGAGAAUGGCACAGGUGUGAACUUCUCAAUCAACCUUUUUGAUUUUCCAUCCGCAGAAGAUGGUCCUUUCAAAUACCAUAUCCACGAGUUUCCCCUCGACACUGAAGGAAAUUGUACCUCCGCAGGUGGUCAUUUGACUCCGUAUGGUCGCCAAGACACUCCUCCUUGUGACAAUACUGUUCAAGAAACUUGCCAGCCGGGCGACCUGAGUGGCAAACACGGUGGUAUCUCCGAUACCGCGGAUGGCAACACUUUCCAGGCCACUUUUCUCGACCUCUAUCUAAGCACCGAUCCAAACAGCGUUAGCUUCUUUGGAAAUCGAUCGAUUGUAGUCCAUGCAAACAACGGCACAAGACUGAAUUGUGGAAACUUCACCCAACAGGUGGCUGAUAGCGGAGGUGGACAAGGUGGUGAUAGCGCUGGAAAUGGAAGCAGACCGAAUGGUAAUGGCCCAGAGAGUUACAAUCCGGUCAAUGGAGGCAAUGGAGGAGGCGGAAACCAUACAGGUCCGACCUUGGCAACACCUACAGCUGGUGCAACCAGACUGUCGCUGUUGUCUUGUCUUGCUUGCAUGACACCAGUGAUCUUGCCGUUGUUGCUGUGGUCUUUGGAUGACAUGUUCUGA